UGUUUUGAUCCUGGAUUUGGUGGAUCACAAAGAUUGCGAUUUCAAUCUGGCAACCCAGUCUGCAGUAGUCCAUGGGCUAGGCUUGGACGCAACAGUAAAUUUGUUGGAUUCGUGGUUUAUUUACGCCCCUGUGGUGCAUUUUCUUUUUCUGGGCAUCCAUGCUGCGUCUGACUGCAGGAAGACUGGGGACAAUGCUGUCCAGAAGGGCAGUAGCAGCUUUCACUAGUGCCAGGAUGGCCAGCCAUGUGUCCCAGCAGGCUGACAUGUCUGUGCCCAUGUACUGUGAUCGUCUUGACACGCCGCUACCAGACAGACCUUACAAUGAUACCCUUACAGCUACUGAGAAGAGUCUAAAACAGAAGGAAAAAGGACCAUGGAACAGCCUUUCAAAUGAGGAGAAAAUUGCCUUGUACAGGCUUAUGUUUAAGGACACGUAUGCGGAGAUGAAGAAGCCCUCCAGUGAGUGGAAGACUGUGUUUGGUGGAAUUUUCUUCUUCAUUGGUUUGACUGGCCUGGUGGUGCUCUGGCAGCGCAUCUUUGUGUAUCCUCCUGCUCCUCAUACAUUUGAUAAAGAAUGGGAGGCAAAGCAGGUGAAGAGGAUGUUAGACAUGCGAGUGAACCCGGUGCAGGGUUUCUCCUCCAAGUGGGACUAUGAGAAGGGCCAGUGGAAGUAAAUUCGGAGAGUUGUUUCAACAUCUGUUAAAGCCAUGGCGUUUGGCCCCAUCCAUUCAUGUAAAUGCUCAACUAAAAAAAAAUUGAAAUAAAAUGUAAUCAUUCUUACAGUGA
Messenger RNA from Silurus meridionalis, 786 nucleotides. Its product is annotated as cytochrome c oxidase subunit 4 isoform 2, mitochondrial. The record is from RefSeq and is a predicted model, not a curated record. NCBI's taxonomy places the organism in Eukaryota, Metazoa, Chordata, Actinopteri, Siluriformes, Siluridae. Gene Ontology annotation, biological process: mitochondrial electron transport, cytochrome c to oxygen. The transcript has 5 exons. The coding region runs from base 159 to 674 and encodes 171 amino acids.